This is a messenger RNA of Neocloeon triangulifer, 1109 nucleotides long. RefSeq lists its product as uncharacterized. Lineage: Eukaryota; Metazoa; Arthropoda; Insecta; Ephemeroptera; Baetidae. The record is from RefSeq and is a predicted model, not a curated record. The transcript has 4 exons. The coding region runs from base 91 to 747 and encodes 218 amino acids.
UGGAAAGUGGGGUACGGUAUUAAUUUCCUUGUAGAAACAAAUUACUCAUAAAAACGGUGAGCUGCCUUCACUGCACUGUUGACCACGAAGAUGGCACCGUUCCCUUGGGCCGUCCUGACCUGGUUUGCUACCCAAAUGGCUUUGACUCUGGGAAUGGCUGAGUUGGAAUCGUGUUUGGCCACACCUGGGCUUGCAUGCCCAGUUUUCACGGGCAUUGCGAAACGUUGCUUACCGGAUAUGGACAAUUGUCCAAAAUUUACAUGUCAUUGCGAGUCGACAAAUGAAACCCUCGAUGCUAAUUUCUUCCUUCUCCAUGGAACCUGCAAUUACGAGUUUUUUGAUGGCUCUACUGGAGAAUUGCUGUGCCCUGCAAAGGUAAUUCCACUUAUUCCUGAGAAUCCGGAGCCGAACUGUCCGCAGAAAUUUAUUUCUCAGUCCCAGGAACAGGUUGCUGAGCAACAAACAACUGCUGCUGUUGUUGCCUCUGUCGCCUCGGUUUUUGAUACCAUUCUGAUUGGAAUUGCAAUCAUCCUCCUUCUCACCACGCGUUCAGACAAGUUCCAGACUGAGGGUACUAAGCCAACAGGCGGACCUGCAGAUAUGGAACCUCUUUGUAAAAUGGAAAAAAUUGAUAUCGAGAAGAUCCAAAACGUCUAUCAAGUGACAAGCGUUGGUCCUGAAGUUCCCCCACCUAACAAGGACAACAAUAAUGGUCUCUAUGAAGUUCCGAUAAAGAAUGACGCAUAAGCCAUUUAAUAGCCUUAUUGGCUACACAAUAUUAUUUAAUGACAUUUAAACAAUUUUGCUUUGCUCAUGACCUGUAUUUGAAAUUUUUCAACCAUAAAAGAAAAAUAUUCAUCAUUAUAAUUAUUUUAACCAAAAUAUCGCAAAAUAUAAAAAUUUGUAUUGUAAAAAUAAAUUUUAUAAAUGCUUUUGCUAACUUUCUUGAUAUUUUAUUAAGAUUAUUAAAAUUGUAUUUCUCUGUAUUAAUAUUAUUUCAACUAUGAGUUAAUUUUUUUAUGAGCACCAGAAAUGUUUUGGAAAGUUGAAAUCAUUUUAAAACUCUAAUCAACUUAAAUUGUUACUGUAUCGAAUAAAAACAAAUUAUA